Molecule: messenger RNA, 2249 nt
Organism: Tarenaya hassleriana
Lineage: Eukaryota; Viridiplantae; Streptophyta; Magnoliopsida; Brassicales; Cleomaceae
Exons: 9
Coding region: 1-1851 (616 amino acids)
Molecular function (GO): ATP hydrolysis activity
Source: RefSeq, a predicted model, not a curated record
AUGCACUGCUUAUCACUUAAUCCUCCAUUAUCGCUCUUUCACCAUGAACAGGCCUUCAUCAAGCUCAGACUCCGAUCAUGUCUUCUCGGCACCAAGCUGCUUCUCGUUUCCCAUUCUUCCUCGUCGCCGCAUGGAGUUGUUGUCUCUUCUUCUGCAGCCGCCUCCGCCGUCGUAGCAGCGGAGAACGGAGACGGUUUCGGCCAGGAAUUACGCCGUCUUUUGUCGCUGGUUCCGGAAAAGAUGCGGCGGAAACUGGAAGAUCACCUGGAAAUAAGUGAACUGAUUGAGGUGGUUUUGGAUUUAGGUCGUAAUCCCCUUGCUCGGUUUCCGUCGGGCGAUUUUGUCAUCUCCGACGACGCUGUUAGGGUUCAGGAUCUUCAAUUCGCUGUCUCUCAGGUUGGUGAGUUUACUAAUGAUAAUAGGGCAGGAAUAAGCCGGACAUUGCAUAGGAUUAGUGCCAUAAGGAACAGAAAGGGAGAGAUUGUUGGCUUAACUUGCCGUGUUGGAAGGGCUGUUAGGGGAAGUGCCAAUUUGCUGCGAGAUUUAGUCCAAGAUGGGAACUCUUUGCUGCUGAUCGGUCCCCCGGGUGUUGGAAAAACUACAAUGAUCAGGGAGGUAGCUCGGAUGCUGGCAAAUGAUUACAAGAAACGUGUAAUGAUUGUUGACACCUCCAACGAGAUAGGCGGUGAUGGUGAUAUACCUCAUCCAGGGAUUGGUGAUGCAAGGCGGAUGCAAGUCCCUGACUCUGAAAUGCAACACAAGGUACUGAUAGAAGCUGUUGAAAAUCACAUGCCUCAAGUGAUUGUGAUAGAUGAGAUUGGAACUAAACUUGAAGCGAUGGCUGCAAGCACAAUAGCAGAACGUGGGAUUCAGUUAGUUGCUACUGCUCAUGGAGCAACCAUAGAGAAUUUGGUCAUGAAUCCUUCACUAGACCUUCUUGUUGGGGGAGUACAGAAUGUGACUCUUGGAGAUGAGGAAGCAACCCGAAGAGGUGGCCAGAAGACGGUCCUUGAAAGGAAAGGCCCUCCAACAUUUAGUUGUGGCGUAGAAAUAAUUUCAAAGGCUGAGAUUCGAGUUCAUCGUAGUCUUGAAGCCACUGUUGAUACUGUUCUCGCAGGCCGUUCGCCGAACGUCGAAAUCCGUAAGAUAAAUUCCCAAGGAGAGGAAGUCAUUGUGGAGAAGGAACCUGCCAUUGACAUGACACUGAACAAGAAACAUGAAAUGGUUACUAGAGAUAUUCCUGAGCUGAUCUCAGAAGCAACCAAAUCCGAGUUCCUCUCAUCUGAGGAGAUAACCGAAGCUGAAGUUAUCAAAGACGAAAUGCCACUCUAUCUGUACGUCUAUGGGGUUGCAGAGUCGAGUGUUGUGCAUGGAAUUAAACAAUUAGAGGUGGAAACUGUGGUGGAGUUAACUGACGACAUUAGUGAAGCAGAUGCCUUACUCGCCUUGCAAUCCAAGCUCAAGAAGAAUCCUCGGAUUAAAUCAGUGGCUACAACUCACGGCAUACCUGUUUACCUAACAAAGACUAGCUCGGUUGUUCAGGUAACCAAGGCAUUACGGGCAUUACUAACCGAUUACGAAGAUGGGCUAGGAGAGUUUGGUUCAGAAGACGGUGCAAAACUGUCGGAAAAGAUGGAUGCCCUAGAGGUACGAGUAACAACAACCCGGGACUUAGUGUGCAAAGGGUCCGAGAUGUGUCUCCGGAUACUCCCGUAUGGCACAAACGAUGUCAUAGAUGAAGACGAAGACGAAGACGAUGAGGAUGAUGAAUUCGACGAGUUUCUUGGUUCCACUGGUGACUCUGAUGGUUCACCCUUCACCAUUGACAGGUUACCUCUACUACCUGACUAGUUUUUUUUCCCCAGUCUGCACUUCUUCAUCUCUUGUCCUAUGGUUCUCAUCAUUCAUAAAGAUUCUUAGAUUUUGUUGAUUUGAUGAAAGGUGAAACUACACGAAAUCGAAUUUACAGUAUAAAUGCAUAUCCUUUUUUUUUUUUGUUUUGGGUGUUUUAGGAGGUUUUUCAAUAUUAUUGAAGUUUUGUUUCUUUUUUUUUUUUGUUUUUGUAAAGAUUUUUUUUUUAGUUGGGUAAGGUUAUGACUUACGAGUGGAUCAUGUGAGAAAAUGCCGACCAGACCGUGGUGGUCGGAGGUAGUUAAGUAGAGAGACCAAUGAGAGUGGUCCAGGAGGCUACUCAAUGAAAAGGACCGACUUAUCUUAACCUAUAUGAAGUCUUUAUUAUGCUUUCUCAA